AUGGCAGACAGAGAGUUGACGGCGCUGGAGCAUGCCGGCAUCGGCGCAUCUGUGGGCUCCAUCGAAAUGGCCAUCAUGCGCCCGGCCGUCUUUUGGAAGACGGAGCUCCAGCAGCAGCGAUUCUCGCUUUCAAGGGCCAUCAACCCUUCCUACUGCUACAGGGGCCUACCCUUGGCAAUCGCCUCCAUUGCCCCGAUCACUUGUAUCCAGUUUGGCGCCAACAGCCUCAUCAGCUCAGGGAUCAAGGCGACCAAAGGCGCCUCCGAGCUCCGGGAGAGCGAGCGCUUGGGCGUCGCCGUCGUGGCCGGCGCUGCAUCAGCAUUGGUGCAGUGCCCCUGCCAACUGGUAGAAGUGAAUCAGUCCAAUCAUGGAUCGUCAAUGUUUUCAACAGCCAGGCGUGUGGUGUCAGAAUAUGGCUUCUUGGGCCUCUACCGUGGAUAUUCCAUGGGUGCCACACGAGAAGGCAUUUUUUGCAGCUCCUAUAUGGCGGUGAACCCUAUGGUGAAGAGUUGGGUCCAAGAGCAACGCCUGGAGCUCUCGGACGCCGCAGCCACCCUGGCGGCCUCGGCCGUGUCCGGCACCUUGGGAGCGGCCCUGUCCCAUCCAGCUGACACACUGAAGACCCGGCUACAGGCAGGUGCGCUGCCGCUACGACCUGGAGAGCCAGCAGAGGCUUUACGAAUCCACGGGCCCAUUGAUGCGCUCAAGGACAUGAGAGAGAAAGGCGACCUUUUUAAGAAGUGCUUUGCAGGCUUCUCGCCCAGAUUAUUCCGAUUGAUUUGCUGCACGUAUAUUUAUAGUAUCUCGACUGAGUUCUUGGAAUCCCUCUAUCGCUCCGCCUCUGUGGAUCUGGUUGUGGCUGGCACCAGAGUCCAAGUGUCACAGAGCCUGGCUUAG
This is a messenger RNA of Durusdinium trenchii, 897 nucleotides long. The record is from the annotation of a GenBank genome assembly. NCBI's taxonomy places the organism in Eukaryota, Dinophyceae, Suessiales, Symbiodiniaceae.